This is a messenger RNA of Ixodes scapularis (black-legged tick), 2205 nucleotides long. RefSeq names its product E3 SUMO-protein ligase KIAA1586-like. The transcript has a single exon. Lineage: Eukaryota; Metazoa; Arthropoda; Arachnida; Ixodida; Ixodidae. The coding region runs from base 1 to 2205 and encodes 734 amino acids. The record is from RefSeq and is a predicted model, not a curated record.
AUGACUACGAAAGCCAGCAAGAAGCUAACCAGCUUUUUUAGCCCUGUGCCACGCGCUGUUUCUGUGAAUCGUGCUGCCGAGGACAGUAAUCAAGUGCCUACGACUGCAACUAAUGAGGGUGCGCACCCUUCCUCCGAAAGGAAUUGUGAUCACCUUAGCGACGCUUGCAUUUCAAACCUGCACGAGUGCUGGAACCUGGAGCAGGGCGAGUUCUUCAAGAAAGAAAAUGAGUGGCUGAGCUUCGUGGACGGAAAAUUAAAAUGCCUGUCAUGCUCAAGAGUUAAGCAUUUAGGCAGCCUCGGUCGAAUUUCCCUCGAAUGGGCAGAGGGAGGAGUCAAGGCACCCGGUGACAGCAAACAGAAGCAACAAAGAGCUCUGCGGAAAAAAAUUUACCAGCACAGGGAAUCGGAUGCCCACAUCAAGGCUCUGGAGAUCGACAGGACAGCCAAGAAAAGAAAGCUUGAAGAAGCUUUCUCUGAGCAGCUGAAUGAACAUCAGGAAGCCACAAAGAAGAUAUUCCGAAUCGCGUACAAACAAGCGAAAAACUGCCGUCCAUUCAGUGACUUCAGUGAUGAGAUCGACGUGCAGACUGCGAAUGGUGUGGAUCUAGGCAGGAUUUUGCACACAAAUGUCUCAUGUGCAAACAUUGUUGAUCAUAUUGGAAAUGAAAUGCAGAAGAGCAUGUGCAGAGCUCUUAUAGAAGACGGCGCAAAGUUCUCUGUGCUGAUUGACGAGAGCACUACCGUCAGUAAGCAUUCCACGCUGAUUGUAUAUCUGCGCUCCGACUUCGGUCACCUACAGCCAAUUACUGUCUUUCUGGACCUCGUGGAAGUGACAGAUGGGACGGCGGCUGGUAUAAAGGAGGCCCUGCUGACUUGCCUGAGUUCGCACGGUUUGAGUAUGAACGUGCUAAAGGAGAAGCUAGUUGCUUUUGCUUGUGACGGAGCAUCGGUGAUGCUUGGGAAACAUUCGGGAGUUGCAAAGUUUCUAGAGGAUACAUUUCCUAACCUAAUCACAUGGCACUGCUCGGCGCACCGGCUGGAGCUGGCAGUCGGAGAUACAGUCCGCGACGUGCAAGGUAUCAAUCACUUCAAAAUUUUCAUGGACAAACUGUACUGCUUGUACAGCAGUUCUCCAAAGAACCGCAGAGAACUCGAAAGCUGUGCAAAGGACUUGAACGCCUCCCUUUUGUGUGUGGGGAGAGUCCUGGACACGAGGUGGGUGGCGUCAAGCUUCAGGACUGUGAAUGCUGUCAUGACAUCAUACCCUUCACUGUACGCUCACUUCAUGAAGUGUUCCGAGGACCCCAAGCGAGACACCAAAGAGAAGGCACAGUAUAUAGGGCUUGCAGAAAGGCUGUCGUCAGUUGAGUUUGUCCAGAACUUGGCACUGCUCCAUGACAGCUUGGCCGAACUCUCGGAACUUUCUUUGAACUUUCAGGUGCGUGCCAUAACGUUGCCAGAGGCGCACAACUUGGUGACAAGGCAGAUUGCAGUUUUUGAAGCAAGAAAAGUCCGCCCCGGGAAAAUGUCAGUGCAGGUCAACGACGCUGUGAAGACUAAGUGCUUCAAAGAUAUAAAACUGCAUCCCGGUCGAAAGUGCGAUCGAGCUAUUAACUCGACGCAGUUCUACCAGAGCCUGGCCGACAACAUGAGGACACGACUUCUCACCACUCAGUCUUCUCGUAGCAGCAGCAGCAGUGUCGACCAGCAUGUGACAGUCUACAGAGAGCUGAUUGAAGACAUUCGGCUGCUAGAUCCCUUGACCUGGCCCGGUGAGCUGGACGUGCUUUACGGGGAGGACAAAAUAACUCGCUUAGCACAGAGGCUUGGUGUAAAUGAGAAAAAAGCUCAACACGGCUUCAGAGAGUACGUUGAAAACGGGGGCAAAACUGUUCCUGAGAAACUCCGAGGGGUUGUGACGGCUGUGAACUGUAUUCCCGUGUCAACUGCUGACUGUGAACGAGGGUUCAGCGCGAUGAACAUUAUCAUGACGCCAAUGAGGUCAUCGCUGUGUAUAACGAGACUAUCGAGACUGCUGUUUAUUAAGGUGAACGGUCCACCACUGCAACGUUUUUGCCCAGAUUCGUACGUGACGUCGUGGCUUUUGUCAGGCAGACAUUCUGCGCUUCAGGUUAGAGCACCAGCCCGCAAAGCACGCAGUUGGACGGAAGGCCAGGAGAAGUUCUGGAAAAUUCUUCAGUGA